CCCUUUCCGUGAUUCUCAUCAUCACUCCAUCGUCGUCAGCAUUCCUUUCCUCUAAGUUUAGAAUGCCUCGAGUGAAGAAACUCACGCAGCAUUUAAGAAGAAUAGCGCAAAAACCCAAACCACCCCCGCCUAUUCUUGACCCAGUCUACCAAGGACAGCAGGAGGAGAACGUCAUUUAUGUGCCUGUGAAAGCGGGCUAUGAGAUACAGGAGUCAAGUCGCGAUAUUGAGGAAUGGAAUGCUGUUCUCGCGGAAUCGGACAGUGAUGGACCUGCUGAAGACGACACUGAUGACGAGGAUUGGCAGGCAGUCAGAAGAACUCUCAGGAAUAACGAGGAAUGGGAUGAACUCCUUACGAGUAUGCGAUUGGCAGCUGCUUCAGUGAAGACGACAAAGCCUUACGAUGGAACCACUCGGCAAAACUUGCACCACCGAAAGAUGGUCCUCAAAAGGGCAGCAGUAAGCUCCCCUCCCCUCUCUACAUUUGGGUUCACUGUGCCAACACUGACAGCUCCUCGCCGGAAGAGAGUUGUCCAGGAAUUUGAACCUUCAGGUAUGAUAACUGGAUACUGUGUGCCUAUAAUAUAAAUUAUUAAUAUAUUAAUACUAACAUAUAUGUAAUAUCACCUUUCGGGAAUGUAGAUGUGCGCCGCAAUGCAGGGAUGGUAUUGGAAAUUCAAGGUUACUUGG
Gamsiella multidivaricata is the source of this 689-nucleotide messenger RNA. RefSeq lists its product as uncharacterized. The transcript has a single exon. The coding region runs from base 63 to 587 and encodes 174 amino acids. Lineage: Eukaryota; Fungi; Mortierellomycota; Mortierellomycetes; Mortierellales; Mortierellaceae. The record is from RefSeq and is a predicted model, not a curated record.